AUGGAUCAUCAGAGCAGAGAAUUUGAACAGGACUUCUUUUUAAAAGAACCAGUUGACGCGCGGAUACGAAAACCAAAAGAUGAGCCUAAAGAAGAAUCUCACCCUAACCUUAAAGUGGAAAUGCAAACGAUACGUCUAAAUUCCGAUUCACAAAAACUUGUAUUAGACACAUUAAGAUUCAUCCAUGGGCCAGAUUUCAAACUUGGAAGUGCAAGUGUUUAUAAGGAUAAGGGAUCUAAUUUGGGUAAUCGCUAUUGGAUGGAAAGAGGCAAUCUUGUUGUGCAAGGUGGAUUUGAUUAUUCACUGUCAGCUAAACCUGAUAUACAAACAUCAGAAGCAAGACUCAGAGCGUUCGCUUUGGCAAAAUUAGAAAAAUAUAACUUUCAUAAAGCACAUUGCGCAGAAGCAUUGGAAGUGGCCGGAGAGAAUCUGGAGAAGGCAUUAGAAAUACUAUUCCAUAAAUAUUUUAAAAUUGAUUUUCAAGAUAAACCACCCAAUGUGCCUCCAGAUUCAGAGUUAUUAGAUAUGAGGAGAGACGAAAAAGAUGUAUUAGAAUCCAUCUAUGAAACUAGCUUUAGAGCCAAAGAAAGUAAUAUUUGGUCUAUUGAAGUAAAUUUAGAAUAUAUAACAAAAAUGUAUCUUAAACAAAAUCCAGAUUUUGCAAAGAAGAAAGAAAAUAUAAAUUAUAAUAAUGUUAAAAAGAAAAAAGAAUUAUGUAAAAUGUAUCUAAAAGGUCCUUGCAGAUUUGGGGCGAAUUGUAAAUUCUCACAUGAAACUAAAACUGAACCUGUUGCUCAAACAACAGAUUCUCCCAUUGAAAGUGUAAAAUACGAAUUAGAAAUAAGAUUUUCCGAAGAAACUGUAUAUCCAUAUCAACCACCGUUAAUAUUUGUUAAAGUUUUAAGUUCAACAAAAAUAAUACCAGAAUUAACAUUACUUAAAAUAACUUUAAGACUUUUAGAUGAAGCAAAAAAUCUGGCACAAGAUGGCAUACCAAGUGUGUACUCAAUAGCGGAACUAUUAAAGUACGAAGAAGACAUAUUAAACUUCAUACAAUUUGAUACAAGAACAUUUCCCGAUCCAUCAGAAACUUUAUAUCCACAAUUGACCGGAGACCAAAGUAUAGAUCAAAAGAAAUACCCCUCGCACUAUAAGAAAGAACAGAAAAAUAAUACGAGAUCCAAAGUAGAUUUUGACGAAAUAAUAAACAUUAAUAAAGAUAUACUUAAAAUUUGGUUAGAGAAACAAGAUAAUAGUAGAUAUCAUAGGAUGAUGUCAAGUAGAAAAGAACUUCCCGCUUGGAAAAAGAAGGAUGAAAUAUUAAGUGCUCUCAGCAAAUCACAGGUGAUAGUGAUAAGUGGUGAGACGGGUUGUGGUAAGAGUACUCAAGUGCCGCAGUACAUCUUAGACGAGUGGCUGCAGGAGUUCAAGAAGGGGGGUAAGCAGCACGCGGAGAUAGUGUGCACGCAGCCGCGCCGGAUAUCCGCCAUCGGCGUCGCUGAGAGAGUCGCUGAUGAGAGGAUAUCUAGAGUCGGGAAGGUUGUGGGAUACCAGAUAAGACUUGAGAGCAAAAUAUCAUCGUCUACAAGGUUAACAUUCUGCACAACGGGUAUUCUUCUCCGGAGACUUGAAUAUGACCCUCAACUGGAGUCGGUCACACAUGUCAUAGUAGACGAAGUACAUGAACGAUCUGAAGAAAGUGAUUUCCUCCUACUUAUUCUACGAGACCUUAUAAAAGUGAGAAAAGAUCUAAAAGUAGUACUAAUGAGUGCUACUUUAAAUGCUGAAUUGUUUUCACAGUAUUUUGAUGAUAUACCAAUAUUAGAUAUACCAGGUAGGACAUUUCCGGUGGAGCAAAUAUUUUUAGAAGAUAUAAUGGAAAUGUCUAAUUAUGUAUUAGAAGAGAAUGGACCGUAUACACGCAAAAUGAAAAAAAAAGAGAAAGACCACCUUCAGGAGCUGCAGGUGGAACUGGAGACGUUCGACGUGAGACCUGACGCAUGUGAGGCUCCGAAGGCCAGCAUCCGAGAUGAGAACCUGUCGGUGUCGCAGGUGAUGGCGCGCUAUCCGCGCUGCAGCAAGCCUACCUGCAAGAAUAUCUACCUCAUGAACACUGAAAAGAUAAAUCUGGAGCUCAUAGAGCAUGUGCUGACGUACAUAGUGUCGGGGGAGCACGCGUGGCCGAAGGAGGGCGCCAUACUGGUGUUCCUGCCCGGGAUAGCCGAGAUCAUGAGUUUAUACGAACAAUUAAAUGAUAGCCCUAUAUUCUCACCAAAGACCCGUAAAUACGUGUUAGUGCCGCUGCACUCGACUCUCUCCAGCGAGGAGCAGUCGCUAGUGUUCAAGAAGCCGCGGCCCGGCGCCAGGAAGAUAGUGCUCUCUACUAACAUCGCGGAGACCUCCGUCACUAUCGACGAUUGUGUCUUUGUUAUUGAUUGUGGCAGAAUGAAGGAAAAAAGAUUCGAUUCCAACCGUAAUAUGGAGUCUUUAGACUUGGUGUGGGUGUCGCGAGCUAACGCGAAGCAGCGCCGCGGGAGGGCCGGCAGAGUGAUGAAAGGCGUGUGCGUACAUCUCUACACCUCGCAUAGAUAUGAACAUCACUUAGCAGAGCAACCAGUACCAGAAAUACAUAGGAUACCGCUGGAACAGCUGCUGUUGAGAAUAAAGAUAUUACCACUCUUUCAAGAUAUGGAUGUACAUCAGGUUUUAGGCAAAGUAAUAGAGCCACCCACAAAGAGCAACAUAGAGGGCGCGCUGUCGCGGCUGCAGGACGUGGGCGCGCUGGACAAGGCGCGCGCGCUGACGGCGCUGGGCCGCCACCUCGCCGCGCUGCCCGUGGACGUGCGCAUCGGCAAGCUCAUGCUCUUCGGCGCCAUCUUCUGCUGCCUCGACUCCGCGCUCACCAUCGCCGCCUGCUUGAGCCACAAGAAUCCCUUCGUCGCACCCUUCGGCAAGAAGGCCGAAGCAGAUGUUAAAAGAAGAGAGUUUUCGUGCGCGAACAGCGAUCAACUGACAAUACUACGGGCUUACAGGAAAUGGCAGUACGCGUUGUCAUCAACGAUGCACGACGCGAUGACAUGCGCCAACGAGAACUUCCUGUCGCACAAGACGCUGGUGACGCUGGCGGACAUCAAGCACCAGCUGCUGGGCCUGCUGGCCGCCAUCGGCUUCGUGCCCGACAUGCCCGCGCUCCGGCGCAACAUGAGGAAGGACUCUGUUGCUGAUUUGACUGGCGAAGAGUUAAACACAAACGGUAACAAUGAGAAGUUGCUGGCGGCCAUCAUGUGUGCCGCGUUAUAUCCUAACGUCGUUAAGGUGUUAACUCCAGAGAAAUCAUUCAGGAUGCAAGUAGGGGGUGCGAUCCCGCGCCAGCCCUUGCCGGCUGAACUCCGCUUCAAGACCAAGAGCGACGGCUACGUGUCCCUGCAUCCUUCCUCUGUCAACUCCGUCGUGGGACACUUCGUCAGUCCCUACCUUGUCUACCAGGAAAAAGUUAAAACGUCAAAAGUGUUUAUACGGGAGUGCUCUAUGGUACCACAGUUGCCGCUGGUAUUGUUUUCAGGUUGCAGCCUCGCUGUGGAGUUACAUAACGGUACAUUCAUCGUGUCGCUGGAAGAUGGCUGGAUUAUGUUCCAAGUGGAAAACCAUGAGGUUGCAGAGAUGUUGAAAACAAUAAGAGAGGAGUUAAUCAAUUUAUUAGAAGAGAAAAUCAACGAUCCGUCUUUAGAUCUGUUGCAUUAUGAAAAGGGGAAUAAGAUCAUAAAAACGAUUGUCCAAAUUGUAACUAAGGAUUAAAUAUAGAGGCUGGAUAAGCCAAAAAUAUUACGUGAUACGGCUAUGCAUGGUAAUAAUUAGUCGAAUUUAAAUAUAACCUGUCAAACUGUCAACUUGUCAACUUGUCAACCGUGACACUUGUAUUAAUAUACACGCUGAAUACUGACACUAUAUCUUACUUCUUACUAAUAUUAUAAAGGCGAAAUUUAGAUGGAUGGAUGUUUGUUAGAGUUUGUAGCC
Papilio polytes (common Mormon) is the source of this 4014-nucleotide messenger RNA. RefSeq names its product putative ATP-dependent RNA helicase DHX57. Gene Ontology annotation, cellular component: intracellular anatomical structure. Gene Ontology annotation, molecular function: protein binding; metal ion binding; ATP binding. Bases 1 to 3795 code for a protein of 1264 amino acids. NCBI's taxonomy places the organism in Eukaryota, Metazoa, Arthropoda, Insecta, Lepidoptera, Papilionidae. The record is from RefSeq and is a predicted model, not a curated record. The transcript is spliced from 18 exons.